Messenger RNA from Thermochaetoides thermophila DSM 1495, 1878 nucleotides. RefSeq lists its product as uncharacterized. The transcript has a single exon. Gene Ontology annotation, molecular function: zinc ion binding. The record is from RefSeq and is a predicted model, not a curated record. Lineage: Eukaryota; Fungi; Ascomycota; Sordariomycetes; Sordariales; Chaetomiaceae. The coding region runs from base 1 to 1878 and encodes 625 amino acids.
AUGAGCAGACUUUCUCUCGAGUCGGAUUCUGACAGCAUUCGGGAGCAUUCCUGGGUGCCAUCACAACGCUCCAGUCCAUCCGAGUGGCAGCAAGAUCCAAGCGACUGGGAGAGUGGUGAGGACGAUGACGAGGAGGAGGACACAGACAUCGUGACUUCUCCAUCCGGCUUCCGCUACAACAUCUCGCGGCUUUCUCCAAGGACCAAGAAGGUGGUCAAGAGCCUAUUCAGAGAAUCCCCCUCACGAGACCCCCCGCAAAUCUCUCUCGAGCUCUGCGGCAUCCGACAAGAAGACCCACACGGCAACGGCUACUUUUACGCCUUCCAACUACACGAAACAGUGCCUUGUUCCGUCCGCAUCGGUGCUAAAAGCAGUGGGCGCUUUGCGAUCCCCCGUUGCGAGUGUCCCGACGCGCGUUAUCGGCGCGUCCGGCCCUGUAAACACCUCAUCUGGCUGUUUGACCGUAUCGCCAAACAGACCCUCUUCGAUCAUGACCCAGACUCAGAGCUCACUCUGACCGAGUACGGCUACCCACAAGAGCUGGGCGACCCUUUCGAUCAGAUCUCCCAGCUCCGUCUCGACGUGCUCGCCGAUGCCCUGCGCUGCAACAUCUCGGACCCAGACAGCGACUCCUCUCCGCCUAGCCUGUCCCGCCUCCGCGAAGCUGCCGACAUUGUCGCCUCCUUAGCUGGCAUCCCCCCUCACGAGGUGCCUACCCCCCAACCCCCUCCCUCUUCCGACAGGUCCCUCAUCCACCGCGGCGACCUCGCCUCGACCCUUAUCUCCCUCCUCCUAGCAUCCCACUCCCUAACCGAAUGGCUCCGCUCAGCUCUCGACCCCCUUCUCGACCCAGCCGUAGACCCCUUCCGCCAAAUCCAGCACCGCGUGGACCGCGUCCUAUUCGAACUAUCCUCUUACCCAUCAUCAUCCCAGCGCAACCCUCUUAAACAAGCCGAAGGCCCUCGCAACGCCCCCUGGGCAGCAACUCAAAUCCAGCGCUGCGUCAAACGCAUUGAGACACUCCUCACUCGCUCGACAGCCCCGUUACCCCCCGUCUCACGAGCGUCAGCCGCCCAGGCGUUGGUGCAUAUCCUUCGCAGUGUGGCGACGCACUCAGACCCGGAGUUAUACCGUCUCCUGAUCGGCGAUGCAAAGGAUACAAGUUUCGCCGUGAACGCGCUUGCACUUUUGCCUGAGCAAAGCCAGUUCGCCGAGGACCUAGCCGGGGUCAUGGAGGUUAUCGGUAAGCGCGGGGCAGGGGGAAAGUGGGCUGAAGAAAUGAGCGCUCUGGUCGCGAGGAUGAGGCGGUACCGGCCUCCGGAGCCCGAGCCGGGGACAGUCGGGUCAGCCAGCACGGUCAGCGCCCCAUCCAUGGGUCAAACUCCGCCCUUGAACAUCUCUCCGACCGCUCAGUCAUCCCCAGCACCCGUCCAACUUACCCCCUCAGCCUCCUCCACCCAACCACAACUCCAUCCCCACCCUUCACAGCCCCAAAAGAAGCCCUCCCCCCCACCUAAAUUCACCACCCGUACCUCAACCUCCUCUUCCUCCGGAGGGAACUUCCACUUCCUAGCCCCCAUAACCCCCAAGACCUCGCUCACCCGCGGCCGGGGAGGCCGCGGUCUACGAGGCCGAGGACGGGGCAGUACAGGGACCAGCAGAAGCAGUAAGACAUCUGGUCCGCGGGGGGGGAAACGGCCUGCUCCAGGGUCAGCUAAUGAUGAGACACGAAUUUGGGAUACGCCUUCGGUUGGAGCCGGUUCAGGGGUUGUGGCUGGAGGGCGACGAGGGAGUGCCGAGUUUGCAGGCGGCGGGACGGUGGAGAGGAUUGAGGCUGAGAGUGGGAGGACGUCGCCUAAGAGGCCUAGGGGGAGUUGA